Messenger RNA from Sesamum indicum (sesame), 1108 nucleotides. It is a transcript of the gene PABN1, whose product is annotated as polyadenylate-binding protein 1. Lineage: Eukaryota; Viridiplantae; Streptophyta; Magnoliopsida; Lamiales; Pedaliaceae. The record is from RefSeq and is a predicted model, not a curated record. Gene Ontology annotation, molecular function: poly(A) binding.
AUGGAGCAUCAGGUGCAGCACGAACAAGACGACGACGUUUACGGCGGCGAUGUGCCUGAAGAAGCUUACAUGGAGUCCGAUAUUGACCCUUCUGCAGACCCGGAAGCCGCCGCUGACUCCAAAGCUAAGGAGUUGGAGAGUAUGAAAAAAAGAUUGCAGGAGAUUGAGGAAGAAGCAGGCGCACUUCGAGAAAUGCAGGCUAAGGUUGAAAAAGAGAUGGGUGCGACUCAAGAUUCAACUGGUGCCUCUGCAUCCCAGGCUGAAAAGGAGGAGGUGGACUCUCGAUCCAUAUAUGUCGGUAAUGUGGAUUAUGCAUGCACGCCUGAGGAGGUGCAGCAGCAUUUUCAGUCUUGUGGUACAGUAAACAGGGUCACUAUUUUGACAGACAAGUAUGGUCAACCCAAAGGUUUUGCUUACGUAGAGUUUGUGGAAGUUGAGGCUGUUCAAAAUGCUCUACUGCUAAAUGAAUCGGAGUUGCAUGGUCGUCAACUGAAGGUGUCUGCGAAGAGAACUAAUAUUCCUGGAAUGAAACAAUACCGAGGAAGACGCCCAAAUCCAUAUUUUGGAACAAGAAGGCCUUUCAUGCCUGGCCCUCCUGUCUACCCUCCUUUUGGUUAUGGGAGGGUUCCAAGGUUUAGACGCCCUAUGCGCUACAGGCCAUACUGAUGAAUCUUCCCCAGUUGGCAUGCUGUAACAUAGAGGGGGAUGAAUUGGCACAAUCAAUUUACCUUCAUCUGCAUCUUUCCCUUGAUAAUUAUUUAUUGUCGAGGCAUGCCAAAAGCCCAUAUUUAGUUUGAUAUUCCAAACUCGUUUUAUCUUUUCUUGUAACAUCUUGUGUUAUUAGCUGAAUGCAACUACAACUGCAUAUAUAUAGGCAACAAAAAGACCAGAAAAGCAAAUAGCUAGUUUUCCUUGUUGUCACUGUGUUCUUCAGAGUAUUGUUUUCACACUCCUAACCUCACAUCUAGAGUGUGUAAUGUUUGUAUCUGUGUAGUUGUUUGGUGCAGCAUCGUUGCCCUAAUCGGCCUGCUCCUCCCCCUCCCCCUCCCCCAGUCUAUACUUUUGAUUGUUCAAUUCAGAACUCAAUUUCAUGAUUACAAUUCUUGAA